AUGUCGAAUAGUAAUUAUGAUCAAUCUAUUGAACCUCUUAACUCUUCACGAAAAACUUUUCGAAGUCAUAGUGCAAUUCAAGCUCAUCGUGGUGAUGUUCCAAGUAAACAUGAUGAAUAUCUAAUUCAAUUGCAAGAACGAAAUCGUUUACUUAAAACAUAUCAAACUCAACGACAACCAAAAGAUAAUAGUGCUAAAAAACGUGAAACUGGUUUUCAGUUAUAUUUAAAUGGAGCUCAUAGUGCACCACAACGACGACCAGUAUCUAUUACAAAUAAUGCAACAAAUCGAUUUGUAACUCCUUCACCUUCGUUUUCUAAUUUUUCAUUUCCAACACCAUCAAAUACAACACAACAGAAACAUUCAUUACUACCAAACGGUCGUCGUCAAUGGACAUCAUCAACAAAAACAAAAAUUAAAACAGCUGACGGUUCUAUUAUUGCUGAUAUUGAUCAAAAUUCUAUUCCUGAUAGUAAUCCGCAAUUACCACCACAUUCCAAAUCUUUAUUCAAUAAUAGACAAUUUCAACAAGUAACAUCUAAACGUGCAGUUAAAUCAGCUGGAACCCCUAGUGAAGCAUUGCCAAAAUCUGCAUGGGGUAAUCAAGUGAUUGAAAUAGAUGCUAGUCAGAUAAUAGCUAAUGGAACAAAUGAUCAGGUAUCAUUUGGUAAGAUGGCACCAGAUAAUAUCGAUCAAAGUUGGAUGCCAAAUUGGUUUAAUAAAACAAAAAUAACUGAAAAUAUUCAAGAAUAUGAAUCUGAUUUCGAAGAAUCUUCUUCUGAUAAUGAUAAUGAUGAUAAUGAUAACCAUCAAAUAUUAAGUCGUGUUUCUUUAUCUCUUGAUGAUAUACCAUCUAUAGUUAAACUCUCAAUAUCGCAUGAGCAAAAUAAUGACGAAGAAAAGACAAUUCAACAAGAGAAUUCUUAUCUAUCGUCACCGGUAGGUAGGUAA
Molecule: messenger RNA, 951 nt
Organism: Adineta steineri
Lineage: Eukaryota; Metazoa; Rotifera; Eurotatoria; Adinetida; Adinetidae
Source: the annotation of a GenBank genome assembly